AUGAACCAAAUGGCUUCAUCGCUCGGAAUCUCAAGACAAUCGGUUCAAUCCAUUGUGAAAAAGGACUUGGGUCUGAACAGUUAUCGGCUCCUUCGUGGCCAAUACCUCACAGAACAGUCCAAGAAGAAUCGGCUCGAAAAAGCGAAAAAGUUGCUCGACGCACUCAAGGUGCGCCGCCUCUCUGAAGUCAUUUGGACUGAUGAGAAAAUUUUUACGGUUGAGCCGCUUCCGAACCGACAGAAUGCUCGGCAAUUGUUGUCAAAGGACGAAGCAAAGUCCCCAAAACGUCGUCUGGCCUACAAGAGACUUUUUCCAAAGUCAGUGAUGGUGUGGGCUGGAUUGACGUCGGAAGGUAAAGUCCCAUUGGUUUUCAUUGAUAGAAAUGUGAAAAUCAACUCGGAUGUGUACCAAAAGUUGGUGUUGAUGGAUGUUUUACGUCCGUGGGUCACUAGCCACUUUGGCCAGCAACCCUUCAUUCUUCAACAAGAUUGGGCCCCGUCCCAUGGCUCGAAAUCCACGAAAGCUGUUCUCGACGCUCAUUUCCCUGGCUACUGGGGCAAGGACAUGUGGCCCGCUUCCUCGCCCGAUCUGAAUCCACUCGACUUUUCCGUUUGGGGAUAUUUGGAGGAAAAGGUGAUGGCUCGAUCGCACCCAAAUGUGGAUUCACUGAAGGCCGCUUUGCUCAAAGCAUGGGAUGAUCUUGACGAUGACUACCUCCGGCGCACCGUCGCUUCUGUUCCAGCUCGUUUGACGGUGUGCAUCAAGGCCGAAGGCUCAAACUUCGAAUAUCUCCUCUGA
Molecule: messenger RNA, 798 nt
Organism: Caenorhabditis briggsae
Lineage: Eukaryota; Metazoa; Nematoda; Chromadorea; Rhabditida; Rhabditidae
Exons: 1
Coding region: 1-798 (265 amino acids)
Molecular function (GO): nucleic acid binding
Source: RefSeq, a predicted model, not a curated record